UCUCUCUCUCUCUCUCUCUCUCUCUGCGUUCGGGAAACCGAAGGCGGGUGACUCUGCACUACAGAAGCGUGGUUUUGCAGGGGGAGAGAGGGAGAGGGAAAAUUCUGAUGCUCCACGGCAGCCUGUCUGUCUUGCGGCGGCCACAUCUCUUUAUUAAGCAGGCGACGCCCUUCUCCCGUCUCCCAUCUUUCUUUUUGCCCCGCGCUGCUCUUUGUCGGACUCCACAGUCGGCGAUCGUCGGAGAUCUCGCACGCACAGACAGAGAAAAGUAUCGGAAGAUGGUGGUUCUGGUAGUAGCGACGACGGAGGACCCGGCAUCCAUCGGGCCAGCUUCUGCAUUCCUCGCCAUGUCCUCCGAGUGGCGUCCCGGUCCUUCCCUCCAGGAAGAUAUAAAAAGUCAUGUCCAUGGACAUGUGAGGCUAUUAAUUCAGGACGCGAGCAUUGUGAGUGAAGACCAUUUAGAUAAACGAUGGCAGGCGCUGACAGGGGAGGUAGUGGAAGAAGUCAUGUUUCUCAGCAAACACACUGCAGUUUCAAACAAACCUGCACUGACGGUUCAUCCUAUUGGUGUGCCCCAUCUACGAGAAGAUGAAACGCCUCUGCAAGGAGGAAGGCCUGGAUGGGCUGCCCCACCUAAUCCUCGUGUAGGUCCAUGGUUGAGGCUUCUAAAGAAAAUUGCAAAUAGUCACAACCUGAUCCCUGAAUUUGAGGUGACGUUGGAGGGCACUCAUCAUGGCCCUGAGAUUGAUAUACCUACAUUAUUCGUAGAGAUUGGUAGCACAGAAGAGUAUUGGAGAAGGCAGGAUGCUGCGCAAGUUGUAGCUCUGUUACUGUGGCAGGGACUUGGGCUUGACAGUGGUGGUGGUGAUGGCAUUGGAAAGUGGAAUGGGAAUUCAGAAAAAAAUAAGGUACUCCUUGGACUAGGAGGUGGUCACUAUGCACCACGUCACUUGGAUGUUGUUGUGAAAGAUGGGGUUUGGGUGGGCCACCUGCUUUCAGGAUAUUCCUUACCAAUGGAAGAUCCAAAGUCUAAUAAUGGAGGACAGAAUGGCAUCGGUGGAACAUGGAAACAAGCAAUUAGGGUUGCAUAUGAGGCAACCAAAUCUGCUUUUCCUGGAGGAGUGAUCCUGGCACACUUGGAUCAUAAGAGUUUCAAGAGCUGGCAGAAAAAUGCAAUUAUAAGUUUCUUGAAUGAACAAAAUAUCGGUAUCGGGAAGCCUGACGACUUCAUCUGAACUACUAAAGAAUCGGUGGCUCAGCCCCCAGCUUUUUGUUUACCAUUCAUCUCCCUUGAAGCCCUGCAUCACAUAAACUCAGAAAAAUUAUAGACCUUCAGAAAAGUGAUAGACCUCUUGAGUUGUAGCCAUUCAAAAUGAUAUAAUAAUAUAUUACUAUGUAGCAGUGAAUGCUUUUAUGAGUAUGUGAUUGGUUCUUAGCGGCCGUUUAUCAAGGUA
Molecule: messenger RNA, 1454 nt
Organism: Nymphaea colorata (pocket water lily)
Lineage: Eukaryota; Viridiplantae; Streptophyta; Magnoliopsida; Nymphaeales; Nymphaeaceae
Product: D-aminoacyl-tRNA deacylase
Exons: 9
Coding region: 108-1235 (375 amino acids)
Molecular function (GO): D-aminoacyl-tRNA deacylase activity
Source: RefSeq, a predicted model, not a curated record